AUGCAGUGGCCGUGGCACAAGAGGAAAGCCUCCGACGACGAUGGCGAAUAUUUGCUGCCUCUGGCCUCAAAGGUGCCGGGCAUGAACAGUAUGCCCAUGGAGCCCCUUGAGGCGGAACCGCCGCGAGAGCGGCCUGGGCACAUCCGAACGACAUCUGCGCAGUCAAGAAGUGUUGCGGACGAGUUCUCCUUCCUGACAUCAAUAGAAGCUGCCAGCCGGCUGCAAACUUCCCUCACCCACGGUCUGUCAGCGGCCGAAGCGCUGAACCGACUGCGCGAUUGGGGCCCGAACGAAAUUCCUCAUGAGCCGCCUGAACCACUGUGGUUACGAUUCAUCAAACAGUUUCAAGAGCCGCUCAUCGUGCUGCUGCUGGUGUCAGCCGGGGCUUCCAUCUUCCUUGGUAACAUGGACGAUGCGGUUAGCAUCACGGUCGCAGUCACUAUCGUCGUCACAGUUGGCUUUGUCCAGGAAUACAGGUCAGAAAAAUCAAUAGAGGCACUCAGUCAUUUGGUCCCGAACCAUGCCCACCUGGUCCGGUCAGCAUCGAACAAGACACCAGGUAGUGCCCGAACGCCCACCUGGCCGCCGAAGCCCCCGAUGGAUGGAGAUGAGUCGGUGGCAUCAAGCACGCCUGGGGAGGAAAUGCUGGAAGCAACGUCGUCAAAAGUCAUGGCCUCGCAGCUGGUACCGGGAGACUUGGUAUACUUCACAACGGGCGAUCGUAUUCCAGCCGACAUUCGAGUUACGAAGGCCUCAGAUCUGACAAUCGACGAAUCGAACUUGACGGGCGAGAACGAGCCGGUGCGAAUUACCGCUGAUCCACGAUCGCGUGGUGUGCUAUCGCCAGCGUAUGGGGCCGACACCCUCCAAUUACCUAGCCCUUCGGCGCUGUCUGACGGUAGAGAGGCCAGCGGAAGCGGCGACAACAACAUCGCUUGGAUGGGAACAUUGGUCAGAUCCGGACAUGGGCAAGGAGUUGUCUUUGCGACAGGUGGGAACACCCAUUUUGGCACCAUCGCAACCAGUGUGUCGGGAACCGAAAGUCCGCGCUCACCACUCCAAUUGUCAAUGGACGAUCUUGGCUCCCAACUGAGCAAGGUGUCUUUCGUCAUUAUCGGCAUGAUCUCUCUGGUAGGCUGGCUUCAGGGUAAGAAGCUGAUGGAGAUUUUCACCAUUUCAAUUUCGCUCGCUGUUGCAGCUAUUCCCGAAGGCUUGCCAAUCAUUGUGACGGUCACUUUGGCCCUCGGCGUUCAUAGAAUGGCCCGUCACAACGCCAUCGUGCGCAGAAUGCCGAAAGUAGAGACUCUGGGCUCGGUGAACGUUGUUUGCACCGACAAGACGGGUACUUUGACUAUGAAUCAUAUGACUACCGCCAAGAUGUGGUACUUUGGUGCCAACGAUGCCAUAGAUGUAGAUUCCGACGACGAAGCAACCGAGACUAAGCCUGAUCCUGCUACUUUGCGCAUCUUGCGUAUUGGUAACAUCGCAAACAACGGCCGCCUCGCACAGCAGUACACCGAAAAUGGCGCAGCAGCCAGGGCCGUGCUCUCGUCAACACAGGGAACUGACUUUGCCUCGACCUUCACGCGCUGGUGUGGACAACCUACCGAUGUUGCUAUGCUUGAUCUCCUCGACAGAUUCAAGGAGCACGACGUUCGCGAGUCUAUUGGCCCCCGUCUCAGCGAAACUCCGUUCAGUUCUGAACGGAAGUGGAUGGGAGUCACCAUCGGAACUGAUUCCAAAGAAUUUGCCUACAUGAAGGGGGCUAUUGAUAGAGUUCUGGACGCUUGCGACACCUAUCUCACUCGCGACGGACGAGAGAUUGUCCUCGACUCUGCGCGUCGUAGCGAGGCCAUUCAAGCAGCCGAGACUAUGGCUGCAAAGGGUCUACGAGUACUUGCCUUUGCCAGCGGUGCUGUGUCACGAUCUACCAAGGGCAGAACGACUUUAGCGCCAACCACUCGCAGCAGCACUCCAGGUAGCCCGCGUCCUCAACAAGACGAGACAUAUAGAGGUCUUACCUUUGCCGGGUUGGUCGGUAUGAGCGAUCCCCCCCGGCCUGGGGUUGGCCGUUCGAUUAGGAAGCUUCUGCGUGGAGGAGUCAAGGUUGUGAUGAUCACGGGCGAUGCCGAGACCACUGCUGUUGCCAUUGGCAGGCAGCUCGGCAUGCCAAUCGCCAAAGCAAGUGAGGCGGGAUCCAGUGCUUUGGCCGUUCGUCCCGUCCUCAGAGGCGAGGACGUUGAUGCCAUGUCGGAAGAGGAAUUGUCUCAAGCGAUUCAGCACACCACUAUUUUUGCUCGCACGAACCCGGAUCACAAGCUCAAAAUCAUUAAAGCUUUCCAGGCCAGAGGCGAUAUCGUCGCCAUGACUGGAGACGGUGUGAAUGACGCUCCGGCACUGAAGCGAGCCGAUAUUGGUAUUUCCAUGGGCUUACACGGAACCGAUGUUGCCAAGGAGGCUGCGGAUAUGAUCCUGACAGACGAUGACUUCUCGACGAUUCUACGGGCCAUUGAAGAGGGCAAGGGAAUCUUCAACAACAUCCAGAACUUCCUGACUUUCCAGCUUAGCACAAGCGCUGCCGGAUUGUCAUUGGUAUUCUUCUGCACUCUACUCGGCUUCAAGUCGCCCCUGAAUGCGAUGCAGAUUCUCUGGAUUAAUAUCAUCAUGGAUGGACCGCCCGCUCAAUCGCUCGGCGUGGAGGCUGUCGACGCCGAUGUCAUGAAUCGCCCUCCUCGCAAGCGCAAUGAUGCGGUGCUCACCAAAGCCGUUCUUUACCGCGUCCUCACCUCGGCUUCCAUCGUCAUGUUGGGUACUAUGCUCGUGUACAGCCGCGAGAUGCUGUCGGAUGGCGAGGUUAACCGCCGCGACACUACGAUGACCUUCACUUGCUUUGUAUUAUUUGACAUGUUUAACGCUCUGGCCUGUCGUUCCGAGUCCAAGUCGGUUCUGCGAGGCGAAGUUGGACUCUUCUCCAACACGCUCUUCAACUGGGCUGUCUCGCUCAGUAUUGCGGGCCAAUUGCUCGUUAUAUACUUCCCCUGGCUCCAGGAGGUUUUCCAGACGGAAGCGUUGGGCUUCUUCGACUUGGUUGGUCUGUUGAUGCUUUGCAGCACGGUGUUCUGGGCGGAUGAGUUUAGAAAAUAUUGGAAGUAUGCCAGGCGGAGGCUGGCCGGUGGUUACAGCAGCUAUGCACCUCUCAGCCAGCUUGCGCCAAUGUCAACCCUCACGAAUGGCGUCUCUUCCCAUCGCGCGGACAGCGACAAUGCCGCCGACAGCGCAGCACUCGCCGCAGCAGCUGCCCGACCUGGCAGUAGCUCCAACACCACCUCCAUCUACGCUGCCUCGAGCGUCGCCGAGGUCCGCGCCGCCCUAGACGCCCUCCACGCCCGCGAAUCGACAGUUACGAGCCGCCUCGAUGCUCUCCUGGGCUCGCAGGCCGACCUCGCCCGCGAAUUGGGCCGGCUCGACCUCCUCCGCGCGGGGCUCGGCAGCCAGGUCAUCGCCGCGCGGUCCAUCGGUAACGACAUGCUCGCGACGGCGGCUGACACGGCGGGUCGGCUGAGUAAUAAGGUGAAGGAGCUGGAUCUGGAGAAGAGCCGCGUCGAGGACACGCUCGAGGUCGUGAAGCAGGUCGUGGAGCUCAAGGCUUGCGUGCAGGGCGUCGUGGGCAGCAUGGGUGCCCCGCAGGAUUGGGAGGCUGCAGCGGCGUACCUUGCGCGCGCUGCGCAGGUGCCCGAGGAUAUCACAAAGGGCAAGUUUGCGUCGUCGAUCGUGCCCUCCGUCGAAGUGCCCGACCCGCCGUGGGUUACGCUCGAGAACGCCAAGGAAAGUUUGUGUGGACUGUUCCUGAGGGAGUUCGAGAAGGCGACCAAGGAGGGUGACGGUGCCAAGGUUACGAGGUUCUUCAAGCUUUUCCCGUUGAUUGGGAGAGGCGAUGUUGGUCUCGACGUAUAUGGCCGAUAUGUAUGCCAGGGCGUGGCUGGCACGGCGAGAUCGGUCUUGAAGGAAGGGCCUGGCGUGCAAGCUCGAAAAGAAGGCUUCUUCUACGCCAAUGCCCUCACCAGGCUGUUCGACCAUAUUGCGCGCAUUGUCGAGGGACACGGAGGUCUUGUCGAGAGACACUACGGCUCAGGAAAGAUGGUCCGCGUUAUCGAGCGCCUGCAACAAGAGGCUGAUGUACAGGGUGGCAUCAUCCUUGACUCAUGGAGCGAUGAGCGCGAUGUCGACAGACGGCUCAAGGACGUCAAGAGUUACCCAUUCUCUUUCCUGGUUCAGAGCUUCCUGCCACCACAAAGAAGCGGGACGCCACGAGUCAAUUCACCUGCAAUGGGCGCUGGCGCAAAUCCGCGCCCCAGUGAGGAUGAGGGCGUCAAUAUGAAAGAGGUGGACGCAAUUCUUAGUGAGAUCGCUGUGAUGCUCGGCCGAUGGUCGCUUUACUCCCGCUUCUUAGCAGGAAAGACUCGGGAGCCCGAUGCCCCUGAGGACGCUCCUCUUUCCAUACCUGAAUUAGUCGUGAAGUCUAAUCUCAAGCGAAAGAUUUCGGACAAGCUUACUUCGCCAUAUAAUACCAUGAUGACCUUCUUCUUCCGAAGAUCGGUGGAGAAGGCUUUCCAGUUGGACGAAAUGCCAACUGGAUUGUCUCUUAGCAUGAACAAGCAGGUCGACACCAAUCAGCCAUUCAUCAUAUCCGCUGUCGACGAUGUCAUGUACGUCGUCAGCGCAGUCAUACAGAAAUCAACAUCUACAUCACAGAGAGACGUCAUUGCCUCCGUGAUCCCUACGAUCGGCCGCGUACUCAGCUCCGACUUCAUAGGCAUGAUCCAACGAAAGAUGCGCGACGAGUCCUAUCCCAAGCCAAUCGUACAAGGAGGCUUCCCGCCAGAAGACAAGAUCAUCCAAUUCAUUGUUCUCAUCAACAGUCUCGACACAGCCAAUGAGUAUCUCAACCGCAUCAUCACGAGCAACAUAGGCAGCGCAAACGAUGCGGCAAAGGCGAAUGGCGAAGCCCACGAGCCAUCGCUCAGAGACUCCUUCCCCUUCGACAAGGACGUCACAUUCGUCACUUCCGCCCUCAACACACUACACAGCUCCUUCACCCUCAAGACGACCGAGCUUUUCAACGAAGGCCUGCAAGUCCUCUUCCAGCGCGUGGUCCAACCACGACUGCGCCCCGUGCUUUCCGACACGUUCCGUGACGUGGAUUACUCUCUCACAGAGGAGGAACUCGCCGAAUACGCAGAGCAGAACGACGAGGACGAGGAGGAGAUGCUGGACCAGGUGUCCCGCCGCUUCGAGCACGGCUGGGACCAGCUGAUGAAGCCCAUCGCCCGCCUUAUGACUGCCCACACCUUCACGACGCUGCACGACCUCACAGCCCGGUACCUCGCGCGCGUCCUCGAGCGCAGGGUCUGGGACGCCAGGGCGAACGCCUACGGCGUCAUCCGCAUGGAGCGCGACUUCUCGAGCAUCGUCAGCACUGUGUCCAAGGGCAACUACGGCGUCAGAGAGCUCUUUGCGCGGGUGUCGCAGAUCCUUAUGGUGGCGAACAUGGAGGAGGAAGAGUGGGAGGAGAUCUCUGCAGUGGAUAAUCCGGAUGAGGAUGAGGAUGGUAUGAUUUGGGUGUUGACUGAGGACGAGAGGCGGCGGGCUAGACAACUUACGACCAGGGAGCUUUUCGAAGUUCUUACCCCUCCAAGGUUCUUCACAUUGGCUCUCACUUAUCGUAUAAGUCGCCAGCUCGCGACACACCUCUCACCUUUAAACCGCAUUCUUAUCAAACAUCUUACAACACAAGCCUUCACGAUGGAGACCCGCAUCGUUAAGGUUGACGCCCAAGGGCUCGGCAGCUUCACCAACAACUCUGGACCCGAGAGACUGAGCACAUGGGAAGUCAGCCCCUCCGCCUCAGGCGCCUCGAUAGCCGCCCUCCGCGACGCAGCGGAGUACAUGCGCACCAAGGCGACACCAGUGGCUUUCCCCACCGAGACUGUCUAUGGUCUGGGUGCCGAUGCGACAAGGAGCGACGCCGUCAAGGGCAUCUAUUCCGCCAAGGGCCGACCCUCAGACAACCCGCUCAUUUCUCAUGUCAGCGAUCUCGACAUGUUGAGGGGACUGCUGCGAUCCAGCGAUGAGAGCCAGACAAACGGCCAUGCUCAGAAGGACCCUAUCCCGGAGAUAUAUAAGCCUCUCAUCGAAAGGUUCUGGCCUGGUCCUCUUACGAUUCUCCUUAAGAACCCGACGCCGAGCAAGCUUGCGCCUGAGGUCACGGCGGGGUUGACGAGUUUUGGUGUCAGGAUGCCGUCGUCACCGUUAGCGUUGACACUCAUUAAGUUGGCCGGUGUACCGCUGGCUGCUCCUUCGGCGAAUGCGUCAACUAAGCCUUCGCCCACCACAGCACAACAUGUUUAUCACGAUCUGGAGGGCCGCAUCGAACUCAUCCUAGAUGGCGGGGCUUGCCAGGUCGGUGUGGAGAGUACGGUUGUUGACGGACUGUGCAGCCCGCCAGUCGUUCUGAGGCCAGGAGGCGUGAGCAUGGAAGAGCUGCGAAGCUGUCCAGGCUGGGAGGGCGUCACCAAGGCGUACAAGGACGAGAGCGAGACGGGGAAGUCGGCGCCAAGGGCCCCGGGCAUGAAGUACAAGCACUACAGCCCCAAGGCGAAGGUUGUGCUGUAUGAGCAUGCAUGCCCGGCGGGCGCUGAGGGCAUCGUUGCCGAGGACUUGCAGAAGGCGCUCAUUCAGCAGAAUGCGGAUGCGUUGACGAACGGAGACGGACCGACUUCCGCCAGGAUAGGAAUCAUCCGGACGAGGAGGUGGAAGAUCGCAGGUGGUCUGCAUCACGGUGCGCUGCAAGUUUCCAAGGUCCAUGUUGACGGGGCUGCGGAGGCGAACGCCAGGGAUGAGACGACGUAUGAGGUCCAAGAGGGCGAGCUUCAGGAUGCCGAGGACAAACCUAUGGCGACGGUGCUUGACAUUGACCUGGGAGACGACACCAGAGGAAUUGCGCAAGGCCUGUUCUCUGCGCUGAGAGAUUUGGAUAGAAGGGGCGCCAGCGUCAUCUUCGUAGACGGUAUCGACGACAGGAACGAUAUUGCAGAGGCGGUGAUGAACAGGCUUCGCAAAGCAGCAUCCGAGAUUCGGACAUAG
Molecule: messenger RNA, 7143 nt
Organism: Colletotrichum gloeosporioides
Lineage: Eukaryota; Fungi; Ascomycota; Sordariomycetes; Glomerellales; Glomerellaceae
Product: Calcium-transporting ATPase 1
Exons: 7
Coding region: 1-7143 (2380 amino acids)
Cellular component (GO): membrane
Molecular function (GO): transporter activity; double-stranded RNA binding; ATP hydrolysis activity
Source: RefSeq, a predicted model, not a curated record